Molecule: messenger RNA, 564 nt
Organism: Babesia ovata
Lineage: Eukaryota; Apicomplexa; Aconoidasida; Piroplasmida; Babesiidae
Product: reverse transcriptase homolog
Exons: 1
Coding region: 1-564 (187 amino acids)
Source: RefSeq, a predicted model, not a curated record
AUGCCGGAUUGGAAGUCGCCCGGGGUGGAUGGGAUAUAUACCUACUACAUCAAGUGGCUCAAGUCUCUGCACAGAGUCACUUACAGGCUAGUGGAGGAGGCAUGCUCGUACGGCAAACCGCAAGACGACUGGUUCUACUGUGGGAUCACCCACCUCCAACCAAAAGGAAACAAACCAGUCUCGGCAUCGCAGUACAGACAGAUCACUUGCGUAUCUAACUUAUACAAGCUAACUAUCCGGUGUGCAACGGAAGCGCUAAAGCGCGAAGUCGAGGGCAGGGGACUACGGUCCGAGAACCAGAUGGGCACGAGGAGCAACGUACAGGGUGCGAAGGAGCACGCGUUGUCGAACAUCGCGCUCAAUGAGAAGCACAACGGACAGUUACGCGCAGUGUGGAUCGACGUCAUGAAGGCGUACGACUCCAUCGACCACGACUACUUGGCACAGGUUAUUGAGAACCUGCACUUGCCAGGGUGGUUAUCACUAUUCAUCAAGCAAACGGUGAAGAAGUGGAAUAUAGAGAUAAGGUGGCACAACAACACUCUCAUGCACAAGAAAGUCUAG